Messenger RNA from Sturnus vulgaris (Common starling), 1122 nucleotides. The record is from RefSeq and is a predicted model, not a curated record. Lineage: Eukaryota; Metazoa; Chordata; Aves; Passeriformes; Sturnidae.
CCUAUGAGUGUUUCUCCUGGCCUGUGCUUCUUUUGCAUAUGUUUGGUGGAAAGCUUGAUAUUGUGUUUGAGAGUCACAGCAUGAGACCAUGGCCAUUGUCCAGAUAGAACUCUUCAAUCCUAAGAGAAGGGAGUUCCAAGCACUGGAAUGGCCGACUGAACUGCAGUGUAACAUAAGCUACUGAACAGCUUUUCAUACAAAUUGUGGUAAGGAGGGGAAAACCUGACAUUCCUGAAAAUGGCAGCUGAGACAUCCACAGAAGUUGCAAAAACAGCUAAACAAUUCGUCCUUAAGGAAGAGGUAAUUGUAGAAAGACAAUGGUUGAAGCUUGCGGAAACAACUUACACUGAUCCCUUUGGGAAAACCAGAACUUGGGAAACUGUAAAGCGUACUGGCAACAAAAAGGGAGUUACAGCUGAUGGUGUAGCAGUGAUAGCAGUGCUACAGAGAACCCUGCACUACGACUGCAUUGUCCUGGUGAAACAGUUCAGGCCUCCAAUCAAUGCCUACUGUUUGGAAUUUCCUGCAGGCCUCAUUGAGGAAAACGAGUCAGCAGAAAGUGCUGCGCUUCGAGAGCUGAAGGAAGAAACUGGGUACAAGGGGGAAGUCAUUGAAUGUACUCCAGCUCUGUGCUUGGACCCAGGAAUGUCAAACAGCACAACACACAUCGUGAGUGUCAUCAUUAAUGGAGAUGAAGCUGAGAACACAAGACCUAAGCAAAACCUUGAUGAUGGAGAAUAUGUGGAAGUUGUUUCACUUCCAAAGAAUGACCUGCUGCAAAGGAUUGAUGAACUAGUAGCAGAGGAGCAUUUGGCAGUAGAUGCCAGGGUUUAUACUUACGCGUUGGCUCUGAAGCGCGCAGAAGAAAAACCGCUCCAAGUUCCUUUUAUGAAGUUCUAGAACUGAGAAAUUUAAUUCAAAACUUCCCAAGUUGGAUGGCUUAGAAGUACAACUAUUCUUGUAAUCAGGGUCCUUUGCUUUACUUGUAGAGCAAAAAAAGUGUUUGUAGUAAUGAUUCUGGUAUUUUUAUUUGGAAUUAUGUAACUUACAAAAAGCAUUUCUUCUAACUGCUCUAUCACCCCUUGACAGAAUACCCAUAAUAAAAAUACUGUUUAAUUUUCA